Molecule: messenger RNA, 1208 nt
Organism: Coregonus sp. 'balchen'
Lineage: Eukaryota; Metazoa; Chordata; Actinopteri; Salmoniformes; Salmonidae
Source: the annotation of a GenBank genome assembly
AUGAUUUGGCUCGUGACCCUCCAGCACAGUGCUCCGCAGGACCAGUGGGAGAUGACAGUAAGUAACCUCAACCUCUCACUCAACACCACCACCCACAAAUGACUUUCACCAUCCAAAGUAGAUCUUUAACGCCACCUAUUUCAAUCAAUAUUCUUGAUGGUUCAUAUCCUUUUUAAUAAUAGAAAACAGGAUUUGACUCCAAGAAUACCGUUGACAAUGAAAUGUAGCCUAUAGAUGGGAGCCAAUAAAUAUUGAUGCUGGUAUUCAUCAAUGACACCAGUUGUCAUUUGCAUCUUGGCACGGAAAUUGAAUUGAAAAACGAUUUACUUGUAAUGGUGCUCAUAGUGUAGUAAAACAGUUUUCUCCUCUCAUACCUAGUGUUUCACUGGCAGGCUACAAUAAUGGGACCUGUAAGUAUACCCUCCUGUUCUGCUCUUUAAAGUUUAGGGGUUCACCGCCUUUACUCUGGGUCAUAUGGUAACCAUCUAUUUUCCUUUCUACAGAAUGACAGUCCGUAUCAGGGCGGCGUUUUCUUCUUGACCAUUCACUUCCCCACUGACUAUCCCUUCAAACCACCAAAGGUAAGGACGUCUCCUGGAACUCAGAAUUGCGUUAAACUUGUGGGCAGACUUUUAAUGUAGCUGUGAGCUAGACCUACAUUGAUCAUAAAAUUCCAUAAUUCAUGACUGUUUGUUUUGUUUUCAGUACAUGAGAUGUCUCGUCAGUGUGGUAAAGGAGAUGGUGUAAAUGUAAUACAUUUGCAAGAUACAGUAAAAACAUGUGUCCUCUCUAAAGGUUGCAUUCACCACAAGAAUCUACCACCCAAACAUCAACAGCAAUGGCAGCAUCUGCUUGGACAUCCUGAGGUCGCAGUGGUCGCCAGCACUCACCAUCUCCAAAGGUAAGUCCAAAAUGGUACUCUUGGUUUAUGUUUGUAUGUGGGUCAAUAUCAUUUGUUUUGGUUGGUUUAAACCAGUAUGGUUUGAGUUUUCACAACAGAUUCUGGUAAGUAUGUCCCAAACUAUGCUCAGUAAGAGGUCAGAGAUUUACAUUGAUUGUCAGAAUAGAUUGUAAGAACUGUGGUGACUCUUGUUGUUGGUUGUCCUACAGUCCUCCUGUCCAUCUGCUCACUUCUCUGUGACCCAAACCCAGACGACCCACUAGUGCCUGAGAUCGCCCGCAUCUACAAGACAGACAGGGAAAAGUAG